This is a messenger RNA of Cooperia oncophora, 390 nucleotides long. NCBI's taxonomy places the organism in Eukaryota, Metazoa, Nematoda, Chromadorea, Rhabditida, Trichostrongylidae. The record is from the annotation of a GenBank genome assembly.
AUGCAGAAAAAGUGCGCAAUCUGUGGACGCAGUCUGCCAGAUGAUGAUGUGAGGAGGUCAUCACAGAUGAAAAUCACAAAUGGUAUCCUAGCGGCUUCCCUAUUUGCAUUUGGUUGUACUUCUGCGGCUACAGCACAGUUGUCCUAUAAAAUGUGCUGCACUCAGAAAAAAUACAUAUGCCAUAAGCACUUCGUUCAAGCUGGGCAAUGCAUGUGUACUGUGAUGGCUUUAAUGGGAAAGCAGUAUACACCGUUUCAAGGUCAGGCUAUUGGAGCAUACGUUACUUUGGUGGAUAUACCGAUGCAUCUCGUCGAUCUCUUGAACGCCAAUGGCAAAAGUAUAGGUACCCGUACAAGCCGCAAAAUAGUACCCAUUUCGUCUUGUAUAUAG